Messenger RNA from Glycine soja, 711 nucleotides. RefSeq names its product 40S ribosomal protein S16. The record is from RefSeq and is a predicted model, not a curated record. Gene Ontology annotation, biological process: maturation of SSU-rRNA from tricistronic rRNA transcript (SSU-rRNA, 5.8S rRNA, LSU-rRNA); translation. Lineage: Eukaryota; Viridiplantae; Streptophyta; Magnoliopsida; Fabales; Fabaceae. The coding region runs from base 65 to 538 and encodes 157 amino acids. Gene Ontology annotation, cellular component: ribosome; cytosolic small ribosomal subunit. The transcript has a single exon. Gene Ontology annotation, molecular function: RNA binding; structural constituent of ribosome.
ACAAGAGAGAAUUGGAUAGGCAGGCAGUGAGAGACGAAACCCUAGGUUUUAGUGAGUGGCGAAAAUGGCGGUGAUUUUUUCAAGUGCAAUACCAGGAGGGGCAGCACCAGCAGCAAUCGAGCAAGUGCAGUGCUUCGGGCGGAAGAAGACGGCGGUGGCAGUGACCUACUGCAAGCGCGGCCGAGGCCUCAUUAAGAUCAACGGCUGCCCGAUCGAGCUGGUGGAGCCGGAGAUCCUCCGCUUCAAGGCCUUCGAGCCAAUCCUCCUCCUCGGUCGCCACCGCUUCGCCGGCGUGGACAUGCGCAUCCGCGUGAAGGGCGGCGGUCACACCUCCCAGAUAUACGCCAUCAGGCAGAGCAUAGCCAAGGCUCUCGUCGCUUACUACCAGAAGUACGUCGACGAGCAGUCCAAGAAGGAGAUCAAGGACAUCCUCGUCAGGUACGACCGCACCCUCCUCGUCGCCGAUCCCCGCCGCUGCGAGCCCAAGAAGUUCGGUGGUCGCGGUGCUCGCGCCAGGUUUCAGAAGUCCUACCGUUGAUUUCCUCCUUUUUUUUUAAGCUAUUCAUCAUAAGUUGUUAAAGUACUUUCUCUGUUUUAUUGGUUCUGCGCUGAGUUAAGAUCAAUCGAAUUCUGAAUACAGUUAUAUAAUGGUUAAGUUUAAGUUAUGUCGUUAUUAAAUAUAAUUGCUUGAAUGCUGCUUUUAUCUUGUUA